UUAUAAAAAUUCCCAAAAAUCAUCAUUUUUUCAGGCCGUCACACUAGUUGUGCCCCUUAACGUAGUUUAUGCUCUUGUUGGAAUCCAAAGUUAAGUUUCUUUUUCUCUGUGCAAUGAUUUUGAGCAACUGAAACACGUUUCACUUAAUUUUUGGCGCAUGCAAAAUUGAACGAUUAUCCACGGGGCUACAGUGGGGCCUCCAUAAUCCCGCCUAGGACUCCGAUUCGGCGAGGAGUGCUCGCCCUGAACGAUCCGACUCAGCUGAGGGUGAUACCGAGAUACCAAGGCUUCUUGGCAUCUUACCUGUUGCCGGGUUCCCAAGCGAUGGCCGCAAAUUGACCAGCCGAAGGAAAGAGCGAGAUGCAAGAUCGGACAACGGUCUUACCUGUUAGAGGGUGUGGCCUAAACAUCCGCUAACCGAUCAACGAUCGGGCCAGAACGAGACAGCUAUAGGAGCGGGAAAGAGUUGCACUAGCCGGCCAUCACGGCCAAAAGCAACAAAAACCAAUACCAAAACAAAAGCAACAACAACAACAACAUCGAUGUCGAUGUCGGCCAAAGACGAGAAAUAGAGGAACCGAAAGCGCGGCUUGUGAUGGUUGAAAAAAUUAGCACCGAUCGUUGAUCAUUAGCUCGGGAACGGUGGCAACGCAAACACACGAUCGGCGGCAGCUCACAACUCGAAACUCGAAUCUUGAAACUCGCAACUCAACUCGAACCGAAAAUCUCAAAAAACCUGAAAAAAGGCACGCGGAUCGCGGCUGUCGCUUCUUCCUUUUAACUGAUCCUUAAACAAAAAAAUAAAAAAAAAACAUAAAAACGCGGCGUGAUCCUGAAUUAAGUGAGCCUUCGACCAACUAGUGUUAACAAAAGUGCAAGAUUUAAGGGCUUUUCCAACCAAGUUCAAAUCAAAACCAACACAACUUCAAAAGGAGCUCUCCCACUGGAUUACAUCAAGAACGCCGAGUUACGGCGCGAAACAUUUUUUAAAAUAUCUGACAUGACCACAUCGCACAUCUUGUCCGCCGUGGAUCCAACGACCGGGCUCAGUGGCAAUGUGUCGGGAGGCGGUGCGGGUGGAGCCGGGGGCGGCGGUGGAGCAGGUGGCGGUGGCUCUCCGCAGCAUGUGACCCACAAUGGACACGGCCAUGGCCACGGGAUGGGCGGCGUGGUGGCGGUGACCGCAGGCGGUGCCGGCGUGUCCGGAAGUGGUGGCCAUCGGGUGGUCGGCGGAGCAGGCAGUCCCAACGAGCUGGACCGCAAUCUGCGCAUCUCCCUGGACGAUCGGGAGCUGUGGCUGCGGUUCCAGAACCUCACCAACGAGAUGAUCGUCACCAAAAACGGCAGGCGCAUGUUCCCCGUGGUGAAGAUCAGUGCCUCGGGUCUGGACCCCGCCGCCAUGUACACCGUCCUACUGGAGUUCGUCCAGAUUGACUCACAUCGGUGGAAGUACGUCAACGGCGAAUGGGUUCCUGGUGGCAAGGCAGAGGUUCCCCCAUCAAACCCCAUUUACGUACACCCCGAGUCACCCAAUUUCGGAGCUCACUGGAUGAAGGAGCCCAUCUCGUUUGCCAAAGUAAAGCUGACCAACAAAACCAAUGGCAAUGGACAGAUAAUGCUAAAUUCGCUGCACAAGUACGAGCCCCGUGUCCAUUUGGUGCGUGUGGGCUCCGAGCAGCGUCACGUGGUCACGUAUCCCUUCCCGGAGACGCAGUUCAUCGCGGUGACGGCGUAUCAGAACGAGGAGGUCACCUCGCUGAAGAUCAAGUACAACCCCUUUGCGAAGGCCUUCUUGGACGCCAAGGAGCGACCGGACACGCUCUAUCCGCACGACACCCACUACGGCUGGCUGAUCCCGCCGCCCACUCAUUAUACGGCUGCAGCUGCCGCCGUGGCCGCCGCUCCACCGCUGUCCAUUGCCCAGAGUCACGGGCUGGUGGGCUCGUGUCCGAGCGUUUCCUCGGCGGGAUCUGUCGGAUCCUCUGGGGGCGCCAGCACUUGCGAUCGCUACGGAAGAUCCCUGUCCACAAGGAGUGCGGCGCCCACUCGCAGUACGCCGUACAGUCGACCGAGAGUGGUCUCCGGUUCCGGAUCGAACGGAAGUGUCGGCAAUGCCUCGUCCACAUCGCCGCAACCGCCUUCCGCUCCGCAAACGCCGACCAGUCUGCACUCCUCGUCCGCCGGAUCCGUGAGCACCAGUGUGAGCAGCUCCGGUGCCGCCGGAAUCGGCACCUCAGCGAGUGCCGGUUGCUUCAGCAGUUCCUACGCCCAGUCCGGCUUCAUGCCGGUCGAGGCCAGUCCCACGGCCUCCGUGUUCUCCUAUCCCAGCAGCUGGCAGAGCAACGGCAACUACUGGAACGCCACCAGCGUUCCGGGUCCGAUGACCAUGAACGUCUGCAGUGGCCGCAACAUCUCCUCCCACAACUCGCCGUCGCCGACGAACGGAUCCCCGAGCUACACGACCUCCUCGCCCAGCUACACGAUCCAUCACCUGACGCCGCACAGCCACCAGUACAACAUGACCCAGCCGGACAUCUACGGAACCGGCGUGGGCCUCGGCUCCGGAGUGGGCGUGGGAGUCGGGGUAGGAGCCGGGUCCGGAGCGUCGGGAUCCCCGCAAGCGGCGUACGGAGCGUCUGCCCACCAGGUCUACCAUCCCACGCCCCCCUCGCCCACCCACCAGCUGUACACGAACGCCGUCCUGAAUGCCCCCUCGGCUCUGAGUUAUCCGGCCAGUGGGUGGCACAACGGAUCGGGGGCGGAGUACGGAUUGUAUCAGAACGCCGCCGCCGCUGCGUACUACCAACCGGAGUAUAUACCCCUGGAAAUCGGCUAUGCCAGCCAUCCGUUGGAGCCCGUGGAGGUAUCGAAGUCGCUGGACGAUCCGCAGGCCGAGAUGUACAAGCCGAGCGAGGAGCAGGGAUCGGUCAUCACGCUGGAGUGCGCCACCUCCACCCUGAAGACAAGCCACGACAUCAAGAUAGAGUCCUCGUCCCUGGAGAGGAGCAGUGUUCCCGGCGGCGCAGCGGUGGUUGCCGUGCCCACCGCCGUGGUCAGCGGUACUCCGGCCGUGAGUGCCGACACCUGGACACCCCUCACUCCGCCCCAGAGCACGAUGCAGUGAUUACCCGGAUGCGGAUGCGGAUGCGAAUGCGAAUGCGGAUUCGGAUACGGAUACAGUUGCAAGCCCCAGCCAUUAGACGCACGACCCCAUGGAUGUACGAUCGAAUUAGAUGUAA
Molecule: messenger RNA, 3239 nt
Organism: Drosophila ficusphila
Lineage: Eukaryota; Metazoa; Arthropoda; Insecta; Diptera; Drosophilidae
Gene: byn
Product: T-related protein
Exons: 7
Coding region: 1001-3124 (707 amino acids)
Biological process (GO): regulation of transcription by RNA polymerase II; positive regulation of DNA-templated transcription; cell fate specification
Cellular component (GO): nucleus
Molecular function (GO): DNA-binding transcription factor activity, RNA polymerase II-specific; RNA polymerase II cis-regulatory region sequence-specific DNA binding
Source: RefSeq, a predicted model, not a curated record